CAAAAACCUCGCAAGGAUAAAUACCCUGCUCACGCCUCUCGUCUGAUAAUAGUAACAACAUUUUCCAUACCUACGCGCCAAUGGCGUCCUCGUCCAUGAUCACCUUCGCAGCCGCCUUGUGCCUUGUGGCCGCUUCCGCCGUCGCCGUGCCGCCGGCCACCCUCCAGGAGACGUGCCAGAGCGCCGGCGAGCAGGAGGCGCUGUGCGUGCAGCUGCUGUCGUCGAGCCCGGCGGCCCAGAAGAUGCCGGUGGACACGCCCGGGCUCGCCCAGGCGGCCGUGAUGGCGGCGGGGUCGAACGCGACGGAGACGGCGGCGCACCUGCAACGGCUCUUCGACUCCGAAGACCUCAAGAACAUGAGCCCGGAGCUCCAGCGCUGCGUCGAGGACUGCGCCGAGAGGUAGUACCCUUACCAAAGAUGAAGAGCUAGCCAUUACUAAUCCAAGGUAGUAAUCUCUGCAUGCGACGUGUUUGCUCUGGCCGUUGGCAGGUACCAGUCGGCCGCGAAGUUCCUGGGCCAAGCAUCGGAGAAGAUGACCGCGGGCUCCUUCGACGAGGCGAGCGUGCUGAUCGACGGCGCGCAGUCGGUGGUGACGCUGUGCCAGCGGUCGUGCGAGGGGGUGCCGCAGGGGGAGCUCACGGCGUGCACCAAAGGCGUCGACCAACUCUGCACCAUUGCCGCAUCAGUCACUCGGUUGGUCGUUCAGAAGUAAUUAUAACAUCUGGGUUCUGCGAUGUAUACCCACCGACAUCGUUCAGCUGGUCAGUUAUUUGAUACUGACGGCCAGCGGCGGAGGUCCCCGUGGGCCAACAGGGAUCGGUGACCACACCUUUGUUUGCGAUCCUUUCAUGUAUAUAUAUAGCAGAGAAAUUAGUACGUGCUAGCUUUUGUGGAAACUCGAGGUCUGCCUGGCCACACAUGAGCCGGGCUAAGACGACGGUUUUUG
Molecule: messenger RNA, 947 nt
Organism: Triticum urartu
Lineage: Eukaryota; Viridiplantae; Streptophyta; Magnoliopsida; Poales; Poaceae
Source: RefSeq, a predicted model, not a curated record